Molecule: messenger RNA, 2625 nt
Organism: Laccaria bicolor S238N-H82
Lineage: Eukaryota; Fungi; Basidiomycota; Agaricomycetes; Agaricales; Hydnangiaceae
Exons: 9
Coding region: 1-2625 (874 amino acids)
Source: RefSeq, a predicted model, not a curated record
AUGCUGCCUCGUACCUGUGCUGAUGACAAAGCCUCACGCAGCGGCCACAUAUGCGCCCACACGCUGGUCCGCAAACGAGGGCCAUCGAACGCAGGCGACCAGGCAAGCAAGUGCCAGCGAAAACACCAAAGCGACCCCGAGUCCGAUGAGCCAGCACAGCCCGAUGUGGUGAUGAGAGGGAUGAAGGUGGGGAAGAAAGGAGGGGGGAAGGGUAAGAAAGGGAAGAGAACAUGGAAAACGAGCACCCAGAAAGCGGCGGAGGACGCCAACCAGCCCUCUCCCACCAAACUAACGCCGGCCAAGCGGAAGCUUGUCGAGAGCGGAAUGGCUGUUGCCCCCCUGGAACGUGUCCGGGAUGCCAGUGCAUCCCACAUGCCACCCCCGCCUGCUAUCGUUAGUGCGAGGCAGUGUUGUCCUGACGACACUGCCUCUGCAAAGGAGCCACGCAUGGGUGUUGAUGCCCAUAGCAACAGCUCCGAAACGAGUGGCGAGGGUGGUAGUGGUGCCAGCAGGAACAGCAGCAAUGCCAGCGACGAUGACAAUGACAGUGCCGCCUCCGACUCACCUGAGGAAGAAGCAACCCACGACAAGGACGACAACGAGAGUGGGGACGACAACGACAACAAAGAGAACGGGGACAACGACAACGACAAAGAGAACGGGGACGACAACGACAACGGGAACACCAAUGACAACAACAACAACAACGGGGACGAGCGUAACAACGGGGAUGACACCAACAGCGACACCAGCAGCAGCAGCAACAGCAGCAACAAUGAUGACGGCGACAGCAAUGGCAAUGCCAGAAACACCAACACCACCAACCUCACCCAUGUCAACACCAAUGCCGCCCAUGCCAACGACAUGAUUGCCCAUGCCAGCACCAACGUCGCCUAUGCCAGCACCACCCAUGCCAACGUCGAACAUGCCAAUGUCGAACACGCCAACGCCGCCAACGCCAAUGCCACCAACGCCAACGUCACCCAUGCCAACGCCAUCACUGCCCAUGCCGUCCAUGUACGUGUGAACCCAGCAACCCCUCAACGUGUCCGAGGCAGUGAAACUUUGACCACUGACCUCGGAACUCAGUUGGUUAUGAUGGAUGGGCUUGAUCCUCUUCGUGAUCAAGAUGUUGAUAUGGAUGUUGAAGGGAGUCCCCCAGCUCUAGGCUCUUCACGUACAAUGGGGGGUAUUUUGCGUGGAAAGGCAUUGGGAAAUGCCUUAAAUCAUGCAGAUUUUCCCAGACUAGACUCAGGCGACCAUUUCUUUGCAGAAAGUGCUCAAGUGAACUACAAAGUGUUUGCUUAUCUGGUAUACAGUGACCCAGUCAAACUGAGUGUCAUUCCUGAUCCCUCCCUUCCUGCCAACACAAUUUUUCAUGUCUUAACCAUUCCUCCUCUUGAAUCUGCAGUUGUUCUAAAGAAAGUUGCUAAUCGGCUUGAGAGUGUCAAAGAGGGUCAUGUUUUUGUGCAAUCGAACCUGUCUGGUGCUUGGCAGUGGAAUUUAUUAGGUCGCUAUGAGCAUGCUUUGGCAGAUAACGAAAGUCUUGAAUCCAAUGAAAAUGAUGAAUGCCACAUUCUAUUUGUUCUUCUUACCCCCCUUCGACUCAUGUUUCUGGUCCAUCGUCUCACUAUGCCUUAUCUGAAUCUCGGUCCUGAGUCUAUGUCUUGUCAUGCAUUUUCUGAGUCUCAUUCUCGUUCUCGUCCUGAUUCUCCUAUGGAUGUCUCUGCACCAUCUGGUUCUAAAUGUAGUAUUGAUGAGAAUCUGCUCGGUAGACUCAAAGCAGCUGGGCUGACAGUUAAUGAGUCACUUUGCUAUGACACAAACCCCACUCUCCAAGUUAUGUAUCAACGCUACACCCACAUCUAUGAGCUUCAGGGAAAAAUCAAUGAUAUGGUUGCUGAACACAAGUGGAAGGCUCAGUUUGGAAAGUAUCCAAACAAAACUGAAGUUAUUGGACUUUUUGUGGCGAAGACAACCUGGCAUAAUUCCUAUGCCAAAGUCUUCCCCAUGGUGGAGGGUUAUGAAGACAUGGUAGCUUGGUUGGAGGGUGAUCCUGAUGCCAAAUCAGACCUUGAUCUUUGGGGUGUCACAAAGUCUAAAUACUCUAUCACAGACUUGGUAGAAUGGCUCAAGAAGCAGAAAGGCAAGAAAGUAGGCAAGUCAGUGACGAAAUCCACUGCCAAAUCUCCAAAGGGUCUAAAGGAGAAGGAAAAGAUUCAAGGGUCUCAGUCAGGGGCUGGGGCUGGGGCUGGCAAAGGAAAUCAGAAAGGAGUGAAGCAGAAAGAAGUAGAGUCUGAGCAGGCUGAUAACAGGAAGAAGAGUCAUAAGAAGAAGAAGGUCACUGCUAGUGGUGAUCAAGUACUCUGGAGGCUUCCAACUCUCAUAACUGUUUCAAUUUUGCACUUGUUUAUGGUUCUACAAAUGCUCAGCCCCUUCAUGAUUCUGCUGUUUUUGUGCCCUGGUGCCAAUGCUAUGCAAAAUCAACAAAAAUUUCCAGACAUUUCAUUCAAAGUGUUCAAUGAAUUUAUUGCACAAAACUUCAGCUCAAAAAUCACCCUUGCAACUGUGUUGAUAUUUAUUGAACUUGCACCGACACCAGCAAAAUCCCCAACUUUCAGAUGA